Molecule: messenger RNA, 1326 nt
Organism: Molossus molossus (Pallas's mastiff bat)
Lineage: Eukaryota; Metazoa; Chordata; Mammalia; Chiroptera; Molossidae
Product: nmrA-like family domain-containing protein 1
Exons: 5
Coding region: 88-987 (299 amino acids)
Source: RefSeq, a predicted model, not a curated record
UCAUGCUUGAAGAGAAACUAUCUUAGCUGCUGUCGCUGCUCAGAGGAAAGUUUGGCUACUCCACUAACUCUUUCUUUGUCUAGUAACAUGACCAACAAGAAAGUGAUUGCAGUGUUUGGAGCAACAGGAGCUCAGGGUGGUUCUGUGGCCAGGGCCAUUUUGGAGAGCAAAAAGUUUGCUGUAAGAGCACUCACCAGGGAUGUGACUCGACCAAAGGCACUGUUGCUCCGGGACCUUGGCGCUGAGGUGGUAAAAGGGGACCUGAAUGAUGAAGCCUCGGUGGAGGCCGCCUUAAAAGAUGCCUAUGGGGCCUUCGUGGUGACCAACUUCUGGGACCAUUUCAGCAAAGAGAAAGAAGUGUGUCAGGGAAAGCUGGUGGCAGAUUAUGCCAAGCGCCUGGGUCUGAAGCAUGUAGUGUACAGCGGUUUGGAGAACGUCAAGCGCCUGACUGGAGGGAAGCUGGAAGUUGAACACUUUGACGGGAAGGGAGAAGUGGAGGAAUACUUCUGGUCCAUUGGUGUUCCCAUGACCAGCAUCCGCCUGGCAGCUUACUUUGAAAACUUCCUCACCAUUUGGAAGGCCAUGAAAGCCUCUAAUGGAGAUUACUACACCUUGGCACUGCCUAUGGGGGACAUACCAAUGGAUGGCAUCUCUGUUGCUGAUGUUGGAGCAGUCACCUCUAGCAUUUUUAAUUCUCCAGCAGAGUUUUUAGGCAAGGCCGUGGGCCUCAGUGCAGAAGCGCUAACAGUACAGCAAUAUGCUGAUGUUUUGUCCAAGAGUUUGGGGAAGGAAGUUCGAGAUGCAAAGAUCACCCUGGAAGCUUACGAGAAGUUGGGAUUCCCUGGAGCGAAGGAAAUGGCCGACAUGUUUCGUUUCUAUCGCAUGAAGCCCGACCGUGAUGUCAAGCUCACCCACCGACUGAACCCCAAAGUCAAAAGCUUCAGCCAGUUUAUCUCAGAGAACCAGGGAGCCUUGAUGGGCAUUUAAGCUAUUCAAACAGGCCCCAGACUACACAACUUUCUUCCUCCCCGAUUCUGGUCCUCUUUACAGAAUACCUCCAUUGACAGAACAGACAUGUUAGAAUGCUAUUGUCUGCAACAUCCAAGUCUUCCCAGAAAGUCUCUCUUAAGUAGGAAACAUGAAAAUGUUGACUCACAUAUAACUUUCCAUCUAGUGAUAAGGAUGAUACACCUGUUUGAUUAAGUAAGAAACCCCAAACUUAGUGCCUUCUGUAGCUCUGUCUCCCCAACAGCCAAGCUGCCUCACAAGGCUCUGGCCCAGGAAAUUGGAGCUUCUUCCCUUAACUCGGGGGUGGAGGGUGGGGGA